GGGACUGGCGUGUCUCCAGUCUUCCGCUUUAGCUAGUUCCUGUGACCCACGCAGAGGUGACAGGCGUGUAAGGGUAGAUGUGAAGAUGGUGCUACCCGGUGGGCCAGUUGGAGGUGUCCUGAAUCUCCUCCUCAGAUCUUGUUUGCGCGCUGAACAAAAUGUCCUUCGAGCUUUGGGCCUGCAGCCGAUGUCUCCUGCACUGGCUUUGGAGGCUCCACCAGCAGAGAUAGAUUCAGAUAAAGGUGACAAUGCACCCAGUUUUCUUGACAGCAUAUUUUGGAUGGCUGCACCAAAAAGUAGAAGAACGAUAGAAGUCAAUCGCUGCCGGCGAAGGAAUCCAAGAAAUCUCAUAAAAGUGAAGGACAAUAUUGACAUGUGUCCAGAAUGUGGUCACCUGAAAUUAAAGCAUGUUCUUUGUGGCUUCUGCUAUGAGAAAAUUCGCCACGAAACUCAUCUGAUCAGGGAAGAAAUAAAGGCAAAGGAAGGAGGGCCCUUCAAAGCCCCCACAGUAGAGACUGUUGUUCUCUAUCAAGGGGAAAAACCACAUGCCGAAGAUGAAGGGAAGAGGAUUAUUGAAAGAAAUCGCAAGCGUCCAUCAUGGUUUGCCUAUUAAUAGCGAGUUUCACUGUUAGUGGCUGUACAUCUUCCAAUUCCAGAAAAUGAACUUGUCAAGAGUGCCCGUAUGCAUGAUUGCUUAAAGGCUUUCCAGAAACGCUAAUGGAUUAUUAGGACAGGAAUAUCAAAAUGAUUGUUUUGUGUGUUUUCAUCCUGUCUGCGAAGUCUACGUGUCUAUGUUGGAGAGUCUGUCUUACAGUUCCCAAAAGCUCAGUUCAAGGAGCCUCGUAAGCUCCAAAGAAAGUAAUCAAUUGUACAUAUUACACGGGUUUACUUCUAAGGCUUGCUAUGACAUGGUUAUUGUUUUUUAUUUUUUUGUUCAUAGCGCAAGUGGAAAGCAAAUUAUACUGAUCCAUUAGAGUCCCUGCAGUUCAUCAUGCAAGUGAAGCUUUCUGUAUACGCCUUUUGUACUAAGAAUGUGUAAUCACAUCACAUGGUCUAAAACUAUUUUGAAAAUAAAUCCAAAGUUGGCUUUCUUAA
Molecule: messenger RNA, 1095 nt
Organism: Spea bombifrons (plains spadefoot toad)
Lineage: Eukaryota; Metazoa; Chordata; Amphibia; Anura; Pelobatidae
Gene: MRPL32
Product: mitochondrial ribosomal protein L32
Exons: 3
Coding region: 86-613 (175 amino acids)
Biological process (GO): translation
Cellular component (GO): mitochondrial large ribosomal subunit
Molecular function (GO): structural constituent of ribosome
Source: RefSeq, a predicted model, not a curated record